Perca flavescens (yellow perch) is the source of this 1436-nucleotide messenger RNA. RefSeq names its product NIN1 (RPN12) binding protein 1 homolog (gene nob1). Gene Ontology annotation, biological process: ribosomal small subunit biogenesis; maturation of SSU-rRNA. Gene Ontology annotation, cellular component: preribosome, small subunit precursor. NCBI's taxonomy places the organism in Eukaryota, Metazoa, Chordata, Actinopteri, Perciformes, Percidae. The record is from RefSeq and is a predicted model, not a curated record. Gene Ontology annotation, molecular function: RNA endonuclease activity.
GAUCCAAGAUGGCGCCUACCUUAGUGGCGCAUGUUGUCGCAGACGCAGGAGCGUUUUUAAAGAAAGCUUCUCUGCAGGAUAUCGGCAGCAACAUCUACACACUGAGAGAUGUGGUGGACGAGAUCCGUGACAAACCCACCCGGAGGAGUCUGGCAUUCCUGCACACGCUCAACUUCAAAGAGCCGCAUCCUGAACACAUCAGACUGGUGACCGAGUUCUCCAAGAAGACCGGAGACUACCCGAGUCUGUCGGCGACCGACAUCAAGGUGCUGGCUCUGACCUACCAGCUGGAGCUGGAGCACGUGGGCUCCCAGCACCUGAAGAAAGAGCCGGAGAUCAAGGUGAAUAUCCAGAGCACACCGCGCCACCCAGAGACUCCCGUUAACGUCGCCGGCUUCCACUUCCCCGCCAAGAAACCUGCGGGCAGUCUGAACGCCACACAGACGGAGACGACGUCGCACGGAGACGACGAGUUCAACAGCUUCCAGUUCUGGAGGGAGCCGAUGCCGUCCGUCGACAGCGAGCUGCUGGAUCUGCUGAUGGACAGACAGACAGAUGUAGAGAGAGAGAGACAGACAGAGACACAGACAGAUGGAGAGACAGACAGAGAGACAGAUACAGAUGACACACAGGUGGGAUGGAUCACGCCCGGCAACAUCCAGCAGGUGAAGAUGGAGUCGUGAUUGACGGCUUGUGCUGAUGUCACUGUCGGGUGUCUGACCACCGACCGACAGACAGCGGUUGAUUGGUUGUCCUUCCAGAACGUUCUGAUCCAGAUGGGACUCCACGUUCUGUCGGUGAACGGGAUGCUGAUCAAAGAGGCCAGGAACUACAUCCUGAGAUGUCACGCCUGCUUCAAGACGACGAGCAACAUGAGCAAGGUGUUCUGUCCUCACUGUGGGAACCAGACGUUGAAGAAGCUGGCCGUCACCGUCACCGAGGACGGCAGCGUGCACAUGCACUUCUCCAAAAACCCCAAAGUGCUCAACGCCAAAGGGCUGAGGCACUCUCUGCCGCUGCCCCGCGGGGGGAAGCACAGCAACAACCCCCAGCUGGUGGAGGACCAGAGCUUCCCCCAGCAGAGACUGUCCCGCAAGGCGCGCCAGAAGACGGACGUGUUCGACCCCGACUACGUGGCCGGGGGUUCGCCCUUCUGCCAGAACGACAUCUACAGCCGCGCAGCCAACCUGCACAUCAGAGACGGGCAGAGCGGGGGGGGCAGGCGGCGAGCCAACCCCAACGCCACGCACAAGAAGUUCGUCAAGAAGAAGUGAGACGUCACAGGGACUCGUGUUCCAUCGCAGGGCCUCGAGAGACGCAUGUUUGAGUCCUGGAUAUCCCAGAGAAGCAGCUUCCCUCUCUAACACACACACACAGAGACAGACAUACACACAUAUAUAUAUAUACACACACACGCAGAGACAGACGUACACACG